Molecule: messenger RNA, 3063 nt
Organism: Trematomus bernacchii (emerald rockcod)
Lineage: Eukaryota; Metazoa; Chordata; Actinopteri; Perciformes; Nototheniidae
Product: SLAIN motif-containing protein-like
Exons: 9
Coding region: 303-2108 (601 amino acids)
Biological process (GO): cytoplasmic microtubule organization; positive regulation of microtubule polymerization; microtubule nucleation
Cellular component (GO): microtubule plus-end
Source: RefSeq, a predicted model, not a curated record
GGCUGCUGCAGGUCUGUUCACUAAAGUCCAUCAACAAGCUAGUUAGCAGAGAGAGCGAUACCAUAUCCGUGAUGCUCAAGCAGAAAGAAAACAUGGACUAGCCUAACUAAGAGAUAUAUUCCGGUGUCUUGACAACCACUCUCUAACGUCGGCGGAGGAUCAAUCCAGGUGUGUGUAAAUCUCUUCUUCAUUCAUGCGGUCGUUGCUGCAGCGGAGAGUCUGAGCUGCGAGUGGCGGGCAAGCUCAGUCAUCAGCUCUGCAGGGACAACUAGGACAACACGGCUCACUCACCGAGCAGGAGCAUGGUGGUCCCGGACAGUGCCAGCGUGCUCCUCCAGGCCGACAAUGGCAGUCCCACUGGCCUCAUGGAGAGCUCCAAGACCGGGUGCGAGGAGGAAGAAGAGGGGGGUCAGGACCUGCCAGGGGAGGAGCUGGAGGAGGUCCGAAAGCUUCAGGAGCUUGUUCGCAGGUUGGAGGUCCAGAACGAGACCCUGCGCAACAGAGGGAGCAAAUCUCUCAGCCACACAGCCUCUGUCAAUAUCAACGAGAGGCUGAAUUGUGAACAAGUGAACAACUCUCACCUCAGAUUGGAGCACUGUGGUGAGUUGGGCAGCUCAGACUUUGAGCUGUCUCCACCUCAGGACAGCAGCAGUGGUGAAGACAUGUCCCCUCUGCCCAUGGCCAACAGGCUGGAGGAAGACGAUGAACAGGGUCCACCGGGGGGAUUUCUCACCUUGACCUGCAGCAACGGAGCGGGACAGUGCCAGACGCCAGAGAGCCCCUCUCAGGAAAGCUAUGACUCAGAGACACUUGCAGAGAACGACUCCGGGGUGGACCAAACUGCACUGGAUGAAGUGGAUGUCCUAGAUUUGGAGGAUGAGUGUGCGGAAGAAGACAACGAGGAUAGUUGGCUGUAUGUGUCUCCAAAGAAGCAAGUAGCCGGGUCAGAGUCUACACUGAAAUGGUGUCGGCAGGCUCUUGACCAUCGCAGCCCAGAGACAGAAAUAGCUUGUCGGACCCUGAUUAACCGCCUGGACCAGACGACUCGAUGGAGGAACAUGUACAGUAGCCCAGCAGAGGCAGGCUCGGCUGGCUCAGGCCUGAUCUCUCCUGGGUACCACAAAUCAACUAACAAAUCCCUACUAACCUGUGGCAGCUCAGGUGUCCCAACAACCAUGCAUUCAGCCCUGAGCUCGCAGUCGUCCAUAGACAGUGAGCUCAGCACAUCAGAUGACUCCAUCUCUAUGGGCUACAAGCUGCAGGAUCUCACUGAUGUCCAGAUCAUGGCUCGCCUGCAGGAAGAAAGUCUGAGACAGGAUUAUGCCUCGUGCUCAGCGACUGCAUCCCGACGCAGCUCCACCACCUCUCUGCAUUCCCUGCGGCGGGGCGGCACCUACAGCGAUCAGGAAUUUGACAGUUACAGCCUGGAGGACGAAGAGGACGAGUUCUGCUCCAUGCCCCAGCGCCGCCAUCGCUUCACGCCCUCGCCAUUAGGCUCACCACGGUGCCUGUCCCCUUCCACUUCCAACCACGGUCAGGAAUACAGCAGCCGACUCGGGGCCCCACGCACAAGAACACCCAGACGGUCACUUCAGGGCCCCAGUGCAGAGCUGCUGAAAUUUGCAAAGAGCGAAGAAGAGUUGAGGCACAGCAUGCCUAACCUGGCCCCCCGCACCAGCCUAAGAUCCCUGGAAGCAGUCAGGAACAGCCGCAGCAUGGAGGCUAACCUCCAAAGCUCUGGCAACCGCAUGUCCCACCUGACCCACUCCCCCUCCACAGGUAUGGCUAGUAGUCGGCUGCAUGGCAACGGCCAGUCACCUCUCUCCCUGCGGACUCCGGUUAAAGCUGUCCCUCAAAUGGCAGCUGGUCAUUCUUCAAGAGGUCUUCCUGUUGUCCAAGCAGCACCUGCAGGAGGGGGCCGCAGGGUCCAGUCCGUCGGCUCGGCUAAUGGAGGAGCCUACACCCCCGGGAGAGCCUCCACCGGGGCAGGGAGGGCUGCCGCGGGCCGAGGACAGGCCCCUACCAGAAGUAAACUUUCACAGCCCCCCAGGAGGUCUUUUGGCAUGACUAAAAUGUCAGAUGAAUCCUGGAAAGAUGGCUGUUACUGAGCAUUGCCGGUGAUGGAAGGAUGAUAACUGCUGCAACCCUCCCCUGACCUCUCCCCGUUAUCUCUCCUUGUACAAAGAACACAGCCACUGUGUCCACAAAUGUGUUUUACAACCUUUGGGUCCCCCAAUUUUAGACUGGAGUGCUGGGCUGCACUGGAUUCGUAGUCAAGACUCAUCUCUUUCCCUAGCAUGAAACAUUGUCAACCCACACAGAGAGGCACAGUGUGUAGGCAGACAAGAAUGCACACAUGCACACUAUACUUGUGAUAUGGACCAACUCUGAGCUUCCAGAAGAUUUGUUUGUGUCAAUUUUACUUAUUUUUCUAUGGUAAUUGCGAGAAACUGCUGGAAUAUUAAAGGUCCCUGUUCUGUUGAUGUAAUUGAUAUGAAGACGGUCUAAAUGAAGAUAUUGGUGGUUUGUUGAUUUUCUGUGGGAAUUCCUACUAGAUGAAGGUGCUGAGUGUUGCAUGCUUGUUUUUUUUGGGUUUUUUUCCCCCUUAUCAGUGUAACUGCAAUAUGACAAAUUUUUCAUGUGUCCCACAAUGAUGUGUGAAUUUGAUUGUUCAAUGGUUCAUUGUGAAAUUAUCUAUAGUUUGGUGUUGUAUUUGAGUUAUGGUCUUUGCUUACACAGCAAGGCAACUCAUGUAAACCACACUGCCCUUAUAAAUAAUACAAACAUGGAAAUAUAUGGUUUGUGCCAAGGUGCAUUUCCGCUGCAACACUUCAGAAGAAUCUUGACAUCAAAGGUACUGUUAUAAUACUGCAUUUUGCAGGCAUUUUUACUGCAUAUCUAUAGGUGGUUUUAAAUGUGCUUUUGGAUACCACUGUAAUGAAGAAGAUGUUUAUGCACGAAGGCCUUGUGCCUUAGACAGCUAUGCACCCUCAUGCAGAGUGCCUCUGACAAUUAGGAGCUGUUAUUAAAAUUAAAAAAAUAAAGGCUACCCUGAAACUUUAA